Prorocentrum cordatum is the source of this 945-nucleotide messenger RNA. The record is from the annotation of a GenBank genome assembly. Lineage: Eukaryota; Dinophyceae; Prorocentrales; Prorocentraceae.
AUGUACGAGUUCCGCGUGCGCCUGGAGAAUUGCGCCGGGCCCGGCCGGGAGGCGUCUGUAUUGUGCCGCACCAACGGCUUCUGCUCCGAGCCCACCCAGCUCGGCAGCCUUCCAGCUGGCACCACGUUCGUGGACCUGCAGUGGAACCGGCCCAAGACCCUGGGGAACGAGGAUCCAUGGGCAACCCGCGACACCAACGAGGCCAUUUCUCAUUACGAGGCAACGCUCAAAGUCGAGGACGACGACGCGGACCAUCAUGACGACGAGGGCGGCCUUCCAGAGCGGGUGUGCCGCUGGGCACAGGGCUCCUGGCGGGAGGACAAGGCGGGGAAGGUCGUCGUCAGGCUCAGCGCCCUGAGACCAGACACCAAGUACAUGCUGCGCAACCUCUGUGCGGUCAACUCCAUGGGCAAAGGAUCGCUCGCCAAGCCCCUGGGCUUCUGGACGAUUCCGCAGUCCUCCCGCAUGUCGAGCAUCCGCGUCAAGCAGGGUGUCGUGCUGAUCACGCUGGCGCAGCCCUUGCCGUCGUCGAUCCAGAAGUGCUCCGUGUCCGCGUCUUCGACGAGCAGCCCGGAGACGGCGCAGACGCUCGAGGUCGAGCCGCCCUGGACGCCGGGGGAGCUCGCGCUGCCGUUCGACGCCAUGCCCUUCGUUGAGUCGGCAUUCGUUCCCCGAUCUUCGCACUCCUUCCGGCUUCAGACCAGAAACGCUGGGGGGUGGUCCGAGUGGAGCCCACCGUUGGAGACCGAGGGCAUCGCGCGCCAGCAGGGCGCGGACCGCGCGCAGACGCUGCUCGAGACCGCGAUGGGCUCGCGCAAGAUCGACCAGCUGGAGAGCGCGCUGGCCGAGGUCAGCGACAUCGAGUUGCCGGAGGAGACCAUCAGGGAGAACGCCCUGACGCUCCUGCAGACAGGACACCAAGACCGACCUGGCUGUGGCCCUUGA